Messenger RNA from Aspergillus pseudotamarii, 1809 nucleotides. Its product is annotated as DUF3176 domain-containing protein. The record is from RefSeq and is a predicted model, not a curated record. The transcript has a single exon. Lineage: Eukaryota; Fungi; Ascomycota; Eurotiomycetes; Eurotiales; Aspergillaceae. The coding region runs from base 1 to 1809 and encodes 602 amino acids.
AUGUCUUCCCAGCAAGAACCGAAACCCUGCUCAACAACCACCUGCCCAAAAAAGCCCAGCAGCAAGAGUCAGGAUUCGACCAACCCUGUACCACAAUCAUGGGAGCCUGGUAUUCUAAAGCGACUUCCAUUACUGGGAAUUUCAGCUCUCCUGGGCGUGUUAGCUUGUCUCAUAUUUAAUAUUACGAUUCUUUUAACAUCCAAUGGAAAACCCCAGAACAGCUGGAAAAUCCAGCCAUCUGUUCUUCUUGCCAUAUCAUCUGCUAUCAGCACCGGACUACUACGCUUUGCUCUUGCCGAAGGUGCAGCUAUCACCUGGUGGAACAAGGCUAUUAACGGAUGUACGGUAUACGACCUCCAUCGAAAUUGGAGCUUUGCCAACAGCAUCUAUGAUGUGAUUAAGCAGAUCAGAUUCUUCAACAUUCUGGGACUUGCCAGUAUUGCAUCUGUCGUUGUUGCCAUUGACAGUCCAUUAUUUCAAAGAGCAACGACUGUCACCGUGCGACCGGCUCAAGUCAACAUACCUUUGUCUGUUGGGAUUGCGCAGCAGCUCCCAUUCGGCUACACGGGUGCUAUGCAAAGACACAUUAGUGGUGAUGUGACGCGGAUGACUCCAUCAUUCCAAAAGGUAGUCUUGUCUCAUAAUUCCGCGGAGCCGAUGUACCUCAAUGACACCGGUUGCGCGAAUGGGAACUGCUCGACGACCAUUCGGGCAGCUGGGCUCGCUGUUGACUGCGCUCUCGAGACCCUGCCCCAGGACUUCGGAAGUCUGAUAUAUGGGGCGGAAAAUGGAACGGGAAAACUAGUUCCUUCAAAUUAUAAGGGAACUGUGGUAGGGAUGGGGGAUGCUCAGAGGGUCAUGUUCUCGACGAAUUUCACGUUUGAUCCCUUGAGUCGACCAUCCAGUUUCAACUUCACUGCAACAUAUAAAGACCAGAAAGACUGCAAUAGUCGACUGCAAGUGAAUCGGUGCACAUUUCAACUGGCUACGCUUUUUUAUCCGAUCAAAAUUGUAGAUGGCGUUAUUCAGUUCUCUUCCUCGUUGGAAGAUCUGGGCAGAUCCCCCGAAACCAUCGCAGAGAUCUACGAUACGAACGAACAGGAAGAUAUAAGUACAAACAGUACCAUUGGUGGUGUAUACUUAGCCGCAAAUGACCUUCUCCAGUCUAAGGGCGUCGGAAUGCAGAUAAAUCAUGCCUGGACGCUGGAAACCUCCGGUAUGCUCGCACAAGAUCACCUCACAUGGGCAGAUGAGCUUGUCAGCUGUCAAGAUACAUGGAAAGACCCUACCUCUCAAGUGGUCGCUGAACUUCAGAAGCUUGUGUUCCGCACUGCGCUCUCCGUGCCGAAUAACUCUAGCCGACCUCUACCUCUGCUUCAACACGGUGAAAAAGUGAUCCAGCAAAAUCAGACAGUCGAUGUCUUGAAACUGCAGGAUGUAUCGGUAUUUCAGGUCCAUUAUGGCUACCUGGUUGCGGCGGCGGCUGUUAUGGGUGUAUGUCUAGCUGUAGUGGCAUCCACGUUCUAUGAAUGGUGGAAGAUUGGCCGGACAAUUACCAUGAGUCCAGUUGACAUAGCAAUGGCCUUCAAUGCCCCUGUUCUGAAAGCAGAUGGGUUAAAUGGUGACUUGGAUAGGUUUCUACCCGUUGUUGGCGAUCGACAUGUACGGUAUGGCGAAGUAAGAUAUCGUGAUGGCAACCUCAUCUUGCCCAAUGAGGAUGUUGAUCCACAUGAGAGUGUCCAAACCAGGCUGGAACUGUCGUAUCUGCAUUGGACAAGCGCUCCUCAGCAGGAUGGCCGCUACAUUUAG